GCAGUAUGGAAAAAUAGCUUUUAGUUGCUUAGUAAAGGGCUGUACAAAUCAAGGGAGACAGAUAUGGUGUGGAGUUCUAGUAUGAAAUAAAUGGUAAGAUUAUUAAACAGAAAACUGCCUUUGGUUUUAAAACAAUAGGAGAUUUAAUGAGCAUUAUUCUAAAAAAUGAGAUUGCCUAAAAUCUAUGUCCAUUCAAUUCAUAAAAUGAUUUGUUAGGCUAUGAUAUGUUGCUUGCUGAAGUGAAGCAUAUUUCCAUCAAACCAGUAGAUGAAUGUAUUUCAUUAUUUUUUAUUCUAAUAGAGGAUAUGAUAUUUUUGCAUUUUAUUGUUAACAAUACCUCUUAAUCUUUCCUUUUUAAUAAAAAAUAAAUCACUGUUAAGAAUGUAUUUAUAAAUUUUGAUUUUAGGCUAUUUCUGAAUAUAAUAAGGAUAAAGAGAGUGCACUCAAAAUUGAUAAUUAUAAAUUAUAUGAAAUUAUGGGGAAGUAGAUUAAUGAAGGAAAUAUCAAUAAGUACUUAUUUGAAAUGAUAAGUGGAGAAUAAGGAUGUAUUAAAUUGUUUGUUUAAUGA
Paramecium octaurelia is the source of this 568-nucleotide messenger RNA. The record is from the annotation of a GenBank genome assembly. Lineage: Eukaryota; Ciliophora; Oligohymenophorea; Peniculida; Parameciidae.